CAAUCUCUGGUAAGUUUGAGUACCAUGUUCUGACGGAUUAGGCAGCAACCAACAAAACAUAAAAAGUGGUGUUUUUUCUAAGAAUUAUGUGGGAUGUCCUACCUAAGAGCACAAGAAGAGAUAAGGAAAAGGCAGAGGGAAAGAGAAGAACUUCGCAAUGCUAGAAGGCUGGAAUUUCAAAGAACGCAAAAACAAAAAUUAAGAGAACAAGCUAAGAAGGAUGAAAAUUUUAACAAGUUAAUGGACGUCAUGUUUUCGGAGGGAAAAGUUAACUUCGAAGCUUUAACAGAGUUUCGUGCCUUUUAUAUGAAAGAAGUCGGCAGCAACAGACAACUCUCUAAUCUCCGCCGAACUUUGAUUAACCAAAAUGAAGAUGCACGUGCAGAGUAUGAGAACAAGUUGGAAGAACUAGAAGAAGGAGAAGCUAUUCUAGAACAUAAGAAAAAGGCGUUAAACUUAUUAGAUGAAAAAUUUCAUACCCAAAAAAAGUCAUAUGAAGAACAAGUAGGUAAACUUCGACAAGAGCUUAUAAAAUUAUCGGACUUUUCUCAAGAAGAUGAAAAGCUCAACUCUACAAUAGAGACUAUUAAUAGAAAUGAUGAAGAAAUUCGAUACUUAAGUCUGAGUUUAGAAGAAGUUAAGGAAAAGGAACUUGAAACAGUUAUUGAAGCUGCUAACAAGCAGCCACAUAAAGAGAUCAAAAAGAUCGCCACUCUGGAAGAAAAAGUCUCGGAAUUAAAGGCAUUUCUAAGUAAAGAACAAAAAUUUCUGGAACCUCUUGAAAAAGAGGUUCAAGAAUUAAGCAAUUCUGAAAGCAAAAAGCGAACCAACAUACUCGAGCUGGAUAAAAAAUCUGCAGCAUUGAAAGAUGAAAUCAAGAAAGUCGAGGUUUCCGUUUCAGAAGUAUCAAAUAAGAUAUUGAUGAUAAGAAACGAAAAUGAAAAACUUUACAGAUCUCUUGAAAGAAUAAAGUUAAAAAAAAAGUAUGGAAGUUAA
This is a messenger RNA of Zophobas morio, 996 nucleotides long. RefSeq names its product kinesin-like protein KIF15. The transcript has 13 exons. The record is from RefSeq and is a predicted model, not a curated record. The coding region runs from base 94 to 996 and encodes 300 amino acids. NCBI's taxonomy places the organism in Eukaryota, Metazoa, Arthropoda, Insecta, Coleoptera, Tenebrionidae.